AACCCCGACUGCCGUCACGAAAAGGGUGUGAUGCGCCUGUUUUCUGUGCCGAGUACUCCAAAUACUCCAUUUAACUUGACCUCCGCCUACUGACAAAUAUUCCACGAAAGUUCGUUUCGCCCUUACGCUUAAUUAUACCCGAGUUAAGGCCGUCUGCCUCCGUGUGUGUGCGUCUUGAUUUCUUUGCGAGCCAACGUCCCCCGUUUUCGCGGUCGGGCAAGUUUUUUUACGAGUCCCUGGUCAGUUCCGUCGAGCAAGCUGUUAUCAAGUGUUUUUUCCUCCCCUCGACAUUUUUCCCACCGAGAUAAAAAUAUCACGGGGGCCCUUUGUUUCGUUCGCGUUACUUUGUUCCAUUGUUGUCUAUGAAUAGACGAUUCGAAAUCAUCAAAGGCGUUACUUCUAGUUUCUUGUAUAAGAAUCGCCUCGUUUAUGCCCUCGCCUCUCAAACUUGUAUUUAGUGCGCUUCAUGGUACCUCCUUAAUCCCUGUUACAACCUGGAUAUCCUGGGCUUAACCAAGAUUGAACUUUCGUCCAAGGAUAAGUAUGGCCUGACGAGAAAAGAUGAGGGCAGCAGCAAAGGAGAAACCAGACCCACCCACCAGCAUCAGUUCUUUCCAGAUUCCAAAAUGCGGUCCCAUUCCUCUUGGUUCAUAUGCUGAUCAAGAACUGGCUGGAUUAAAAUGAGGAGGAAGAAUUCGGUGCUCCAGUUAAAUGCAAUUUUUAUGUUUUACCUAUCACAUAUCUAUAUAGUCAGCUCUUCUCAAUUUUUCAAGGGAAAGCGAGAAACGAGGGGACGAGACCUGUUCGGUUGGCAGCAGUUGUGGUAUUCCAGUGGAGAUGACUACCAGCAGUUCAACGAGCCAAUUUUUAUCAACAACACAGUUACCGAUCGAACCGUCCAACUUGGUGCUACCGCCUUCCUCAAUUGUAGUGUUAGAAACUUAGGCGAGCGAACGAUUUCUUGGGUGCGUCGGCGUGAUUGGCACAUCCUAACCAGUGGCCUUGUCACCUACACUAGCGAUGAGAGAUUCCAAGUCCUACAUUUAGAGGGAUCCAAUGACUGGAUCCUUCAGAUCAAGUAUGUGCAACGAAGAGACAACGGCACUUACGAAUGUCAGGUGUCGACAGGGGCAGGGAUCAUAUCCCAUUUUGUCAACCUGCACGUGGUUGUGCCCAAAGCUCUCAUUCUUGGAAGCGGAGAGCAUCACGUCAACGAAGGAAGUUCCAUCAACUUAGUUUGCAUCAUCGAUAAGAGCCCAAUGCCGCCGCAGUAUGUGUUCUGGUACCACAACGACCGGAUGAUCAACUACGACGUGGCGCGCGGCGGGAUAUCUGUGGAGACAAAGCCGGGCCCGAAGACGCAGAGCAUCCUCACCAUCGCCGGCGCAGAUGAGUCCGACAACGGCAACUACACCUGCAGCGCCUCCAACACCGAGCCGGCCUCCAUCUACGUCUUCGUCUCCGAAG
Bemisia tabaci is the source of this 1467-nucleotide messenger RNA. Lineage: Eukaryota; Metazoa; Arthropoda; Insecta; Hemiptera; Aleyrodidae. The record is from RefSeq and is a predicted model, not a curated record.